UGUCUCAAUCGCAAUGUAGUUUCAAACACAAUCUUUCAAAGUUUGACUGGGGAAUUGAGGUGAGGAUGCAAACAGUGCCGCUGCCGUUUGGAAAAAGGAAGAGAAAAAAAAUACGUUUUAAAAAUAUAUCAACCUGGGAUUUGUUCCGAGACAGGUGGUCUUCGUUCAAGAUUAACAUUGAAUAAUAAUGGUGGAGAUAAUUGAGUAAAAUCUAUCAAUUUCAACGAUUAAAAGGAUAAUGUAUUCAAUCAAUUUAGAUUUUUGUCGCUUGGAUUAGUUCUGCAGCCUUCUCAGUCAUGCAGUUAGAAUUCCGAACAUUGAUGUUUGGAAUUGUAACACUGCUGGUUAUAUUUCUGAUAAUUGCUUAUAUUGCUGAAGUCCAGGAAGAAAUUGGAAAUGUAGCAGUGAAAGGCAAUCCCACACCUUUAGGAAAUGAAGGGGAGGAAAAGAGUCCUGCUUCUCCUUCAGGCUUGAAGAAUGCCACCAGGCUCCCUUCAGAUAACUGGACCUUCAACAGAACCCUCUCCAGCCUCAUCAGGAAGAACAUCCUGGGGUUCUUUGACCCAGAGAGGGACAUCUCUAUUCUGAAGGGCACAUUGAAACCUGGAGAUGUCAUCCACUACGUCUUUGACCGUCAGAGCACUACCAACAUCUCAGAGAACCUGUACCGGUUGCUACCCACCGCAUCCCCCAUGAAGAACCAGCACCACAGAAGCUGUGCCAUCGUAGGGAACUCUGGGAUCCUACUCAAUAGCAGCUGUGGGCCAGAGAUAGACUCCCAUGACUUUGUAAUCAGAUGUAACCUGGCGCCAGUGGAAGAGUAUGCUGGGGAUGUGGGGCGGCGCACCAACCUGGUGACCAUGAACCCAUCGGUGGUGCAGCGGGCCUUCCAUGACCUGGCCAGUGAGCAGUGGAGGGAGCGCUUCCUGCAGCGGCUCCGGGGCCUCAGCGGUAGCGUGCUGUGGAUCCCAGCCUUCAUGGCCAAGGGAGGAGAGGAGAGGGUGGAGUGGGCAAUCCGUCUCAUCCUGCUGCACACGGUGGAUGUGCACACCGCCUUCCCCUCACUGCGCCUUCUCCAUGCUGUCAGAGGGUAUUGGCUGACUAACAAUGUCCAGAUCAAGAGACCCACUACUGGUCUGCUGAUGUACACCAUGGCCACUCGCUUCUGUGAGGAGAUCCAUCUGUAUGGCUUCUGGCCUUUCCCUCGGGAUUCACAGGGGAAACCAGUCAAGUACCAUUACUAUGACACUUUGACCUACGAGUACACAUCCCAUGCCAGUCCACACACUAUGCCAUUGGAGUUCAGGACACUGAGUUCACUCCACAGACAGGGGGCGCUGCGACUCAACACUGGCUCUUGUGAAGCAGGAAUGUAAUCUAAAAAAGCAGCAUGGAAUGUACACUGAGUAUACCAAACAUUUCGAUCACCUUCCUAAUAUUGAGUCGCCCCCCCCACACACACACUUCUGCCCUCAGAACUGCCUAAAUUCGUCCGGACAUGGACUCUACAAGGUGUCAAAAGCAUUCCACAGGGAUACUGGCCCAUGUUGACUCCAAUGUUUCCUACAAAGUUGGCUGGAUGUCCUUUGGGUGGUGGACCAUUCUUGAUACACAAGGGAAACUGUUGAGUGUGAAAAACCCAGCAGGGUUGCAGCACUAGUUCUUGACAUAAACCGGUGCACCUGGCACCUACUACCAUACCCUGUUCAAAGGCACUCUCUGACUGGCACACAUACACAAUCCGUGGCUCAAUUGUCUCAAGGCUUAUAAAUCCUUCUUUAACCCGUGUCCUCCCCUUCAUCUAUACUUAUUGAAGUGGAUUUACCAAGUGACAUCAAUAAGGGAUCAUAGCUUUCACCUGGUCAGUCUAUGUCAUGAAAAGAGCAGGUGUUCUUAAUGUUUUGUACACUCAGUGUAGAUCGGCAUCAAAAUGACCGAUACACUUUUGGGAAAAGACCUCUUUCUGAGUUGAUGUCUAUCAGACACAGACAUCUCAAAGGAAAUAGUUUCAUUGUAUGAAACUGUUACAGGACACUUUAAUGAAGCUAUGAAUUGAUUUCCAUGACAGUAUGUAGGAUCAUGCAUGUCUAAUUUGGGCUCAUAUUGUUGCCCUACAAGAGACAUGAGCAGUGAAUAAUUUUGAAAACAUGUUUACAGUAACCUGUGAAAAUUAUCUAAAACAUAAACAUGUUGCUUUGUUCAUUGUUAAAUCAAACUAAUUGGUGUUGGUAGGCAAAUUGCUUCUUUGUCAAUGAGAAGACUGAAUGUUAUUGCAUUUACAUGGCAAGUGUGUCAUCUAAAAUGAAUGUAAUUACAACGUUUAUAAAUACUUCCUCCAAGGGCAAUGUGAAUGUGAAUUGAACUAUAUCAAUAAUCAAUUUUGGUCAUUAUUCCUUUGAAUUAUACAAUAAAUCUACUUCAUCAGUA
Messenger RNA from Oncorhynchus keta (chum salmon), 2427 nucleotides. RefSeq names its product alpha-2,8-sialyltransferase 8B-like. Gene Ontology annotation, biological process: oligosaccharide metabolic process; N-glycan processing. The record is from RefSeq and is a predicted model, not a curated record. The coding region runs from base 297 to 1376 and encodes 359 amino acids. Gene Ontology annotation, molecular function: alpha-N-acetylneuraminate alpha-2,8-sialyltransferase activity. NCBI's taxonomy places the organism in Eukaryota, Metazoa, Chordata, Actinopteri, Salmoniformes, Salmonidae. The transcript has 5 exons.